AUGGCUCCCGGCACAAUCUCUCCCGGCCUCCACCAUGGCAACCAGGAUGUCGACCUGACCUCCUCCGCCAUCGAGCACAAGCUCGACGCCAUCCCCAAUGGCAAGGCCACCAACGGUUCCGCCAACGGCAGCAAGUCCGUUUACCAGGAACUUGACGCCUCCAAGCUCACCUACACCCGCACCCAGAACCCCCGCCAAGUGCCCGACCUGGCCAGCGCCAACGCCGGCUCCGAGACCAUCGCCACCGAUCACAUGAUCGCCGCAACCUGGAAGGCCGGCGCCGGCUGGUCCACCCCCGAGCUCAAGCCCUAUGGCCCCAUUUCCCUCAUGCCCACCGCCUCCGUCCUGCACUACGCCACCGAGUGCUUCGAGGGUCUCAAGGUCUUCCGCGGCUUCGACGGCGCCCUUCGCCUCUUCCGCCCCGACCGCAACUGUGAGCGCAUGCUCAUGUCCUCCACCCGCAUCGCCCUGCCCGGCUUCCCUCCCGCCGAGCUCGAGAAGCUCAUCAUCGCCCUCAUGGCCGUCGAUGGCCCCAAGUGGCUUCCCCGCGACCGCCCCGGCUCCUUCCUCUACCUUCGUCCCACCAUGAUCGGAACCCAGCCCCAGCUCGGCGUCCAGGCCCCCUCCGAGGCCAUGCUCUACAUCAUCUGCACUUUCAUGCCCGUCAUGGACUCCCCCGCUGGCGGCAUGAAGCUCCACACGAGCCCCGAGGAUAUGGUCCGCGCCUGGGUUGGUGGUUUCGGCUACGCCAAGGUCGGUGCCAACUACGGCCCCUCCCUGCUCGCCACCGUUGAGGCCCGCAACCGCGGUUUCGGCCAGAUCCUCUGGCUGUACGGAAAGGAGCAGUACUGCACCGAGGCCGGCGCCAGCAACUUCUUCGUCGUGUGGAAGAACAAGGAGACCGGCAAGACGGAGCUCAUCACCGCUCCCCUUGACGACCGGUUGAUCCUGGACGGCGUCACCAGACGCAGCGUUCUGCAGCUCGCCCGCGAGCGUCUCGGCGACGACGUCGACAUCGUUGAGCGGAGGUACACCAUUGACGAGGUCAUUGAGGCCCACGACGAGGGUCGCAUUGUCGAGUCCUUCGCGGCCGGUACUGCUUUCUUCAUCUGCCCCAUCUCCCUCAUUCACCACCGCGGCAAGGAUGUCAACAUGGGCAUGGGCAGCGACGGCCAGGGCGGCGAGUACACGCUCAAGAUCAAGCAGUGGAUCAGGGACAUCAUGUACGGCGGUGAGCAGCACGAGUGGGGGGUCGUCGUCCAGGAGGAGCAGUAG
Colletotrichum higginsianum IMI 349063 is the source of this 1275-nucleotide messenger RNA. Its product is annotated as Branched-chain-amino-acid aminotransferase. Bases 1 to 1275 code for a protein of 424 amino acids. Gene Ontology annotation, molecular function: branched-chain-amino-acid:2-oxoglutarate transaminase activity. The record is from RefSeq and is a predicted model, not a curated record. NCBI's taxonomy places the organism in Eukaryota, Fungi, Ascomycota, Sordariomycetes, Glomerellales, Glomerellaceae. Gene Ontology annotation, cellular component: mitochondrion. Gene Ontology annotation, biological process: L-leucine biosynthetic process; L-valine biosynthetic process. The transcript is spliced from 2 exons.